AUGAAGACCAACCCUGCCAGCUCCUCACUAGAAACCUGUCGAGUUGCAGGACAGGGAGAGAAGGGCUGCCCUGUCUGUCAGGCCUGUGGGGGGGCCUCUGGCCUGGGGUCUGCUUCAGGGUCAGGGUCAGGUUUUAGACCAGGGCCUGGGGCUCUUCUGGGGCCUGGGCUGGGACCUGAAGCUGUUCCAGGGUCUGGGCCAGGAUCUAAAGCUGUUUCUGUGGCUGCUGCUACUUCAGUGCCUACUCUGGGACCCGCACUAGAAACAGAAUCAUUACCUGGACCAGGACCUAGGUCUGGACCCAGGCAAGGAGCUGAGACAGUACCUGGAUCAGUACCUCAGUCAGGACCUGGGUCACUACCUCAGCCAGGAGCUAGGUCAGUACCUCAGCCAGUAGCUGGGCCAUCACCUCAGCCAGGAUCUGGGUCAGUACCUCAGUCAGGAGCUAGGCCAUCACCUCAGCCAGGAACUGGGUCAGUACCUCAGUCAGGAGCUAGGCCAGCACCUCAGUCAGGAGCUGGGUCAGUACCUGAGCUAGUAAGUGCGUCAACACCUAGUCAAGGAGCUGCACCAUUACCUGGGCUGGGGCUAGGGCCUGGGACCAGACGAGGCUCUGGGACUGGUUCUAACCCCAGUGAAUCAGUGGCAACCCCAGAACCAGCGCUGCAGCAGAAGACUGGGACCAAAGCCACACAGGCCCCCAGACAGAAGGUUCUGGUGACCGGAGGAGGAGGCUACUUGGGGUUCAGCCUGGGUUCCAGCCUGGCCAAGAGAGGCACUUCUGUCGUCUUGCUUGACCUUCGCAGACCCCAGUGGCCGCUACCCCCAGAAACCGAGUUUAUCCAGGCUGAUGUCCGAGAUGAGGAAGCUCUGUACCAAGCCUUCCAGGGGGUGGACUGUGUUUUUCAUGUGGCCUCCUACGGCAUGUCUGGGGCUGAGAAGCUACAGAAACAGCAGAUUGAGUCUAUAAAUGUCGGAGGCACCAGACUAGUGAUUAAUGUCUGUGUCCGUCGGCGGGUUCCAAGGCUCGUGUACACCAGCACAGUCAACGUGACGUUUGGUGGGAAGCCCAUAGAGCAGGGUGAUGAGGACUCUGUCCCAUACUUCCCCCUGGACAAGCACAUGGACCACUACUCUCGAACCAAAGCCAUUGCUGACCAGUUGACCCUCAUGGCCAAUGGGACACCUCUCCUAGGAGGAGGCACCCUGCGCACCUGUGUGCUCCGCCCCCCAGGGAUCUAUGGCCCUGAAGAACAGAGACACCUACCCCGGGUGGCGAGCCACAUCAAGAAGAGACUUUUCAUGUUCCGGUUUGGGGAUCGCAGGACACGCAUGAACUGGGUCCACGUGCAGAAUCUGGUGCAGGCACACAUGCUGGCCGCUGAGGCCCUUACCAUGGCUAAGGGCUACGUGGCUAGCGGGCAGGCAUACUACAUCAACGACGGGGAGAGCGUCAACCUCUUUGAGUGGAUGGCCCCACUGUUUGAGAAGCUGGGGUACAGUCAGCCCUGGAUCCAGGUACCAACUUCCUGCGUUUAUCUGACAGCUGCAGUGAUGGAGUACCUGCACAUGGCCCUGAGGCCCAUCUGCACCAUCCCCCCACUGCUUACCCGCAGUGAGGUGCUCAGCGUGGCCGUGACGCACACCUUCCAGAUUGCCAAGGCCCGCGCUCAGCUUGGCUACGUGCCGGACAAGUUCAGCUUCGCCGACGCAGUGGAGCGAUACGUGCAGGCCACGACCCCGCAGCGCCGUGGCUUCACCAUGCUGAGGCUCCUGCGGCUACUGCUCCUGCUGCUGCUGCUGCUCAGCCUGCUGGGCCUUGCCCUGCACUUCCUAGGACUGCAGCCUUUGCAAGACAGCAUCUCUCUCACUGAUUUGGAGCUUGGAGUGGCGAGGCUGGCCAAGAAACCCUAG
Molecule: messenger RNA, 1914 nt
Organism: Arvicola amphibius (Eurasian water vole)
Lineage: Eukaryota; Metazoa; Chordata; Mammalia; Rodentia; Cricetidae
Gene: Sdr42e2
Product: short chain dehydrogenase/reductase family 42E, member 2
Biological process (GO): steroid biosynthetic process
Molecular function (GO): 3-beta-hydroxy-Delta5-steroid dehydrogenase (NAD+) activity
Source: RefSeq, a predicted model, not a curated record